Molecule: messenger RNA, 2721 nt
Organism: Hirsutella rhossiliensis
Lineage: Eukaryota; Fungi; Ascomycota; Sordariomycetes; Hypocreales; Ophiocordycipitaceae
Product: helicase
Exons: 4
Coding region: 1-2721 (906 amino acids)
Biological process (GO): establishment of sister chromatid cohesion; nucleobase-containing compound metabolic process
Cellular component (GO): nucleus
Molecular function (GO): hydrolase activity, acting on acid anhydrides, in phosphorus-containing anhydrides; DNA helicase activity; DNA binding
Source: RefSeq, a predicted model, not a curated record
AUGAAUUUCUGGGGCCGCAUGUGGGGGAGCGCCUCAAUGAAGGCCACAGGCGUCAUCAAGCAGCUGUCCGCACAGGUCGGAGUCCGCAAUGGCGCGCAUGCCAUGGAACGUGUCCCUCUGAGCCCAUCCGCAGUCAUGGACGCCACUGAUGAUGGCCCUCAAGAUGCCGCCCGCGGCCUGGAGGAGCUGGACUUUCACCAUCCCUACACGCCGUACCAUGUCCAGGAGCAGUUCAUGAAGACGGCCUACCAGGUGCUGGAGGCGGGCGAGGGGCAGGUCGGUAUUCUAGAGAGCCCGACGGGCACAGGCAAGUCUUUGUCACUCAUCUGCGCAUCGUUGACGUGGCUCCGGAAUCACAAGUCUCGCAAACAUGAAGCCGCGUUGGAAGAUGCAGGGGCAGCGUACAAAGACGAGCCCCCCUGGCUCAUAGAGCAAUUGCUGCGGCGGAAAAGAGAGGACCUCGCCCAGAGAUGGGAAGAGCGGGAAAAGCGCCUCGAAGCCAUCAGGCACAGGGAAAAGUCGCUGGAAGAGCGGUCUCGAAAACGGCAGCGCAGAGACAACCCCCCCGCCGGAGCAUCCAAGCCAGUGGUGGACGAGGACGCCGAGUGGCUCCUCGACGACUGGGAGAGCCGCGAGGCAGACUCUCAAGAUGCUCUCUCGGGCCUGAGCAAGGAGUCCCGAGCCGUUUUGGAGCAGCUCGGCCUCGGAGGGCCAAAGAAGCACCAGGACGAGGAGGACAUGAUGGAAGAAGGGAUCAAGAUUUACUAUACCUCGAGAACCCACUCGCAGCUCUCGCAGUUCAUCGCCGAACUGCGGCGGCCAUCGUUCCCCUCUUCGCUGCCGCCGUCCGUAGCCAAGGAAAAGGGAGCGACGUCGGAAGCGGUCAAGCUGCUGCCCCUCUCGUCUCGGCAGAGGCUCUGCAUAAACCCCUCGGUGUCGCGGCUCGGGUCUGUCCAGGCCAUCAACGACCGUUGUGCCGAGCUGCAACAUGGCAAGUCGGGCGCCAGGUGCCCCUACGCGCCCAGCGAGGCGCUGCUCAGCCAGACGCACCAGUUCCGCGACACGGCAUUGGCCACGUCGCCCGACAUUGAGGACCUAUAUCAGCUUGGCAAGUCCCUCGCCGUGUGUCCGUACUACGCCUCGCGGACGGCGCUCCCGGCGGCGGAGAUCAUCACUCUCCCUUACCCCCUUUUGCUCCAGAAGAAGGCCCGCGACGCGCUGGGGAUCAAGCUCGAGGGCAACGUGGUGAUUAUAGACGAGGCGCACAACAUCAUGGAUGCCGUGGCCAGCGUGCACGCGGCAGAGGUCAAACUUGGCGAGCUGCGCAGGGCGAGAGGCAUGCUGGGAGUGUAUGUCAAGCGUUUCGGGAAGAGACUCAAGGGCGAGAAUCGCGUCAACGUCGGGCGGCUGGGCCGGGUGAUUGAUGGCUUGGCCGAGUGGAUGGAGGGGGCCAAGACGCUCAAGGAAGACCGUGGCAUUGUUGCCGCGAGCGAUCUGACGCGGCCCAAGGGCAUCGACCAGAUCAACAUGUACGAGCUGAUUCAGUUUGUGCAAGAGUCCAAGAUGGCCUACAAGAUUGAGAGCUACGCCGCGCACGUCGAGGGUGAAAAGGAGCCGGGCGCAUGUGGCGUUGCGAGGCCGAGCACGCCAGUUCUGCACACGCUGGUGUCGUUUCUCGUGGCCCUCACGAACACGAGCACAGAGGGCCGCUUCUUUUACGAAAAGGUCUCGGGCCCGCCGGCGGACGUGCAGCUGUCGUACUUGCUGCUAUCGCCGACGCAUGCGUUUUCGUCGAUUGUGUCGAGCGCGCGAGCCGUGCUUCUCGCCGGGGGCACCAUGUCGCCAUUUGACGACUACAAGAAGCACCUGUUUCCGUCGCUCGCCGAGACCAAGUUGACGACGCUCAGCUGCGACCACGUGGUGCCGGCCGAGAACCUGUGUGUGUGGACGCUGGCCGGGACGCGACCGAGCGGAACGCCGUUUGAGUUUAGCUUCCAGCGGCGCGGGGACAAGGGGCUGAUUGCGGAGCUUGGGCUCACGAUUCUCAACAUUUGCGCCGUGGUGCCCGACGGGGUCGUCGUCUUCUUCCCGAGCUACGGGUACCUCGACGAGGUGGUGGGCACGUGGCAGCGAGCGCCGCAGCAGCGCAAAGGGCAGUCCAUCUGGGAGCGGCUACAGGGGCGCAAGUCUAUAUUUCUCGAGGCCAAGGGGGGGUCGAGCGACGAGGUGCUGGAGCAGUACGCAGAGGCCAUCGAGGGAGGCGAGGGCAAGGCCAACGGCGCGGUGCUGCUGAGCGUGGUCGGGGGCAAGAUGUCCGAGGGCAUCAAUUUUUCGGACCGGCUGGGCCGGUGCGUGGUGGUGGUCGGGAUGCCGUACCCGAACAUGGCGUCGCCCGAGUGGAAGGCCAAGAUGGAGUAUGUCGAGUCGACGGCGCUGGCGGCCAGUCCGACGACGGCGCGCGACGCGGCCAAGCAGGCGGCGCGCGACUUUUACGAAAACGCGUGCAUGCGGGCCGUCAACCAGAGCAUCGGGCGGGCGAUCCGGCACCGGGGCGACUACGCGGCGAUUGUGCUGGCGGACCGGCGGUACGGGACGGAGCGGGUGCGGAGCAAGCUGCCGGGGUGGAUCCGCGCGGCCAUGGCGGCAGACGGCGGGGGCACGCUGGGCGGGCUGAUGGGGGGUCUGGGGCAGUUUUUCCGCGGCAAGGCACACGUGGCCUAG